Messenger RNA from Meleagris gallopavo (turkey), 3952 nucleotides. NCBI's taxonomy places the organism in Eukaryota, Metazoa, Chordata, Aves, Galliformes, Phasianidae. The record is from RefSeq and is a predicted model, not a curated record.
CGAUGGCGGUCCCCGGUCCCCUCCGAACGCAGGGCUGAGCUGAGGGUACGUUAAUGCCGCGCGUUUUCCCUCCCGCAGCCGCGCUAUGGGCAUUCAGGGGCUGCUGCAGUUCAUCAAGGAGGCCGCGGAGCCCGGCCACGUGAAGAAGUACCGCGGGCAGGCGGUGGCGGUGGACGCGUACUGCUGGCUGCACAAAGGCUCCUAUGGCUGCGCAGAGAAGCUGGCCAGGGGAGAGCCGACGGACCAUUAUGUAGCUUUCUGCAUGAAACUUGUUGAUAUGCUCCUCUCAUUUGGAAUUAAACCAAUUUUGGUAUUUGAUGGCUGCACCCUACCUUCUAAAAAGGAAGUGGAGAAGGCCCGAAGAGAGAAGCGUCAAGCCAAUCUUCUGAAAGGAAAGCAGUUGUUUCGGGAAGGGAAAUUUUCAGAAGCAAGAGACUGUUUUGCUCGCAGUGUCAAUGUUACGCAUGCUAUGGCUCACGAAGUCAUUAAAGCUGCACGAGCCCGAGGAGUUGAUUGUAUUGUUGCUCCCUAUGAAGCUGAUGCUCAGUUGGCUUAUCUUAAUAAGACUGGCAUGGUUCAGGCCAUCAUUACAGAAGAUUCUGAUCUUUUAGCUUUUGGAUGUAAAAAGGUGUUUUUGAAAAUUGACAAAUUUGGAAAUGGAUUGGAGAUAGAUCAAGCUCGGCUAGGAAACUGCAAGCAGCUCGGAAAUGUAUUCACUGAAGAGAAGUUCCGUUAUAUGUGUAUCCUGUCUGGUUGUGACUACCUUUCAUCAAUCCAUGGAAUUGGGUUAGCUAAAGCAUGCAAGUUACUAAAAUUAGCUAACAAUCCAGAUAUUAUAAAGGUUAUUAAGAAAAUGGGACACUACUUGAAGAUGAAUAUAACUGUAUCAGAAGAAUACAUACAGGGUUUCACACGAGCCAAUAAUACAUUCCUUUAUCAGUUGGUUUUUGAUCCCAUCAAGAGAAAAUUAGUUCCUCUGAAUGAUUAUGCUGAUGAUGUUGAUCCAGAAACACUAAUUUAUGCAGGACGACACUUUGGAGAUAGUACUGGUUUUCAAAUUGCUCUUGGGAACAUUGAUAUUGAUACGAUGGAACAAAUUGAUAACUAUAACCCUGAUACUGCACAGCCUACGCAGCAAAGAAGCCAUGGCUGGAAUGACAAAUGUGCUAAUCAUGUAAAUAGCAUUUGGAGCAAAGACUACAAGCUUGGUCCUAGUAUGGAUGAUGCUCCUCAUAAAACUCACUUACCAGAGAAAUCAACAACGAAAGGCAUUGAGAAGAUAAUCAGUAUCAAAGGGUUAAAACUUCCAGGCAAAGAGCUCUUUGCAAAAAGACAAAGGAGUGAUUCAGAAGAACUCUCAGAUGGAGAUCUUUUGAAUCAAUAUUCAUUUUCAAAAGCGAAAAAAUUCAAGGAGAGUGGUGAAGAUGGUCAAUCACAGAAGAGCGUUUCUGCAAUACAAAGCAUUGAUUCUUCAGGGAAUUCUGUCAUUAAAGAAAGCUCUAACUCUCUGCCCAGGGUUAGAAAUAAAUUUGCUUCCUUUCUGCAAAGGAAAAACAAACAGACAGACGCUGUGAUUGUUCCAGGAACAAGAAGCAGGUUUUUCUGCAAUGAUGCAGAUAUGCUUGGUUUUAAAGGAAAGGAUGAUAGUGAUAUAAUUCAAGAUGUUGAAGAGGAUUGCAAGCAACAGGAGGUAGAACAUGUAGCUGAAGAUGAAUCUCCAUUUUUAGAAACUGAAAAAACAAAGACUGUCUCAUCACUUCCUGGAGAAAGACCAAGAAGCUGCUUCCAGUGGCUUAGCAUCCUUGGAAAUCAUUCAGGAAAUCCUGGUCCGUCUCAUACUGUAUUUUCACAGCAGUUUCACCAACAGAGAAGCAGCUGUAUGGCAUCCCAGGCAGAUAACAGUAAUGGGGUACAAGCAGAGACUGAAGUCAUGUGUGAUGAAUCAGAUGAAGAAUCCUCUCCCUUAAUAGAACCACAGUGUUUCUCCCAUUCUCAAAAGUCUUUUGAGCCACCAGAAUGCAGUUUGGAGUCUUCAAAAAUACUACAGGUAUCUAACAGUAAUUCAGACAAAAAAGUCAGAAAACUAGAUAUUUCAACCUUUGCUUAUGUUUUCUAUCUCAAAGAUAGAAAACAAGUUAUGAGGUUCUCCUUCUUUGAUUUAUACCCUACUGAUUAUAGAACUUCUACUCACAAAACUUCUUGGUGUUUGUUGCAGUUGUGUAGAACAGUGAAAAUUUGGGAUUUUGGCAGUGGACAGGAAGUUAAAACCUUGCCUUUGACCCAGCACAGCAAAGAUGAGCAUUGCCUGCUGAAGUUAGUCUAUCUGAAGGCUACUGAGAGUCAACAUGUUCUUCUUGUUUUGGAACAGAGUGGGAAAAUGAAAAUCAUUCAGGGUAAUGAAAAUCAAAGAUAUCUAAAGGUUACGUGGGUGCUUCCUGAGGCAGUGUUGUUUCUACAAAGAAAUGCAGUUGAAUUUCUGUCACUGAAUCCAGACACUUUACAGAAACAUGAAUUUUUUCCAGAUAUCCAGCUACCACCUGAUACCAGUUCUCUAAGCAGUGAUGCAGAGGGAUUUGUACCUUCUGUGGAAAUGAAGUGCUUUGAUGUUUUAAAAGUAGAAGGACAUAGCUUGAUAGCUACAGGAAGUGAAAAUGGUGCGAUAAUUUUGUGGGAUUUUGAAUCUGCCACUGUCAGAUACAUGUGUAAAAUUAAUGAGAACAGCCAGGCUUCAGUUCCUCAAGCAUCAGGAGUCAAUGCUGUGUUAUUCCUCGUGCAUAGUGCUUCCUCUUCUAGGAAAACUAGCUCUCCAUCCUCUACUGCUGUUGUGAGUAGUGAUAUUGUUACUGACAGUGAUACUGAUGAUCUCCCAAAACACAAGGACAGCUAUUUGAACCAAAAUAAGGAAAGUGCAAGAAGUGAUGAAAAUAGUACUCAGACAACAGCAGCAGAAGACACACUUAGAUAUAAGUACUCGAAGACAAAUGCAGAAUUACCCAGGGAUGUGAGAAGAUACUCAUCAAUACUGGCUUCUGCUCAUGAAAAUGGCUGCAUCUACCUAUGGAGUAUUCAGGGGAACUUACUGAAAGAAAUUUUGCCAUUUUCAAAAUAUCAUCCAGUUCCUCUAACAGCAGUGUGUACAGACAUCUCUACUAAAAUGCUUCUGGCAGGCAGUAAGGAAGGACAUAUUAUGUGCUGGAGCAUUGUCUCAUUCUUAGAAGAUCCACAAAACAGUAAAAAUCAAAUAAAGGAGGAGCUCUGUUGGAUGGCACACUCUGCUGAAGUCAUUGACUUACUUUACGAAGAGCAGAAAAAUGUGGUAGUAACAGCAUCUGUUGAUGGUUCAGUCAGACUCUGGCAUGCCAUGAGUGGAUGCUAUCUUGGUUACUUUGGACAGCCCAGGAAAUUUGAAUUAUCAGAUCUCAGUCGAUUGAUUUUGCCUUGUGAUGUUAAAGAUGUUCCUAUGAUAAUUAAAGAGGAAGGCAAGCAUACGGAAAAGAAGAGCAUGCUGGACAAAGACAAGUGGAAAUCAACUAGAUCACCUUCAAUUUUUAAAAAAGAUAAACAUGUGGACAUAAUUCAGGACUUGAAGUUUUUCAAAGCUCUGGCUUCUCCAAAGCUUCCUAGACAACCUUUGGAGAGCACUGAGUCAGGAAGUAAAGUGGCUGGUGCAGUAUUUGGGCAUCUUCCUAUAUAUGAGCUUGAGAGGCUAGCUGAAGAGAGCAUCCUUCAGAAUCCUCAGUGGAACAAACCUGAGACGUCCAGUCUAACUGAAUUGACAAUGGAGACAGAGCUCAGUGGAGAACAGAAUCAAGACAAGUAAACAUUAUGUUCAUCUUAAGUGUAUAGGAUGGGAGAGACCACAUCUGCUAUGGCUGACAUGAACAGACCAGAGAUAUUCCACGCCAUAUAAUGUCCUGCUCAACAAUAAAAGACUGGGAAAAGGAGGAGAAAG